Messenger RNA from Meloidogyne enterolobii, 1731 nucleotides. NCBI's taxonomy places the organism in Eukaryota, Metazoa, Nematoda, Chromadorea, Rhabditida, Meloidogynidae. The record is from the annotation of a GenBank genome assembly.
UUCUCUAAUUUAAUCAAAAAUAAAAUGAAUUGUUCUUCUAUAAUAGAACUUCCUCCUACUAUGCGCUUUCGUUGGAGUCAUAAUGGAUCUGUUGCUAUUUGUUAUUCUGCUGUUUUUGUUUUAUCAUUAAUUGGAAAUGGGUUUAUGUUUCUAAUUUUAUUUAGAAAUCAGUGUAUUAAAAGAAGGCGUGUACAUUCACUUCUUUUGCAUAUGACAGUUGCCCAAUUACUUGUUACCUUGGUUUAUAUACCAAAAGAAAUUGUUCAUAAUUUAACUAUAGCUUGGCUAGGAGGGGAUUUACUCUGCAGAUUAUGCAAAUUUUUUGACGUUUUUGGUGUUGCCUUGUCUGCGGGCAUUUUAGUCUGUCUAAGCCUUGAUCGUUUUUAUUCCAUACUUUUCCCACUUUAUGUAAUUAAUGCUAAAAGGAGUGUUCAAAGGAUGGUUAUUGCUGCUUGGCUUGUUGCUGCUUUAUCCAGUUUACCUCAAGUUUAUAUAUUUCGAACAGCCAAACAUCCAUGUUUUACUGAAUUUACACAAUGUGUAUCUGCUGAUAUAAUUGGAUUAUUAUCCCCAAAUGUUAUUUAUUGGUUUUCUGUUUUAAAUAUUGUUCAAGUUUAUUUUAUUCCCUUGUUUGUUAUUUUAUUUUGUUAUGGAUCUAUUCUUGUUUCAAUUUCAUUAAAAAGUAAAGACACAAAAGUAGCUUCAGAACCAGAACAACCUCCUAAAGAGCAAAGAAAUAUUACUAAAUUGGCUUUAUUACGUGGACAUGAAAUUCAUCAACAAUUGGCUGCUGGUCGUUCGGCUCGUUGGCGACGUACCAGCAGUUUGGCGACAGUCCCAGCUUCUUUGUAUUUUAGCAAAACACAACCAAAAUAUUAUGGAACAACGGGAGGGGAAAAUAAUAAUAAUAUUAAUUGGAGUAAGAGACCAAGUGUUGCAGCAACAAAUAUGAACAAUGGAUUAAGGCGAACGGGUGGAGGCGAUUCGUAUGAGAGGGCUAAAAGCAAAACUCUUAAAAUGACUCUUGUUCUGGUAUUAGCUUUUCUUCUUUGUUGGACGCCUUAUACAAUAGCCAUGUUUAUUCACUUCCUUCGAGUUCAAACAGAAGCUCGUCCAAUUUCUCCAUUGCUCAGCAAAUUUUUAUAUGCCUUUGCUGUUUUUAAUUCUGCCAUUUCUCCUUAUCUGUAUGGCUACUUUUCUUUUAACAUUCGAGACGAGUGCCGCCAGCUUAGAUAUUUAGUUUUCCGAUCAGCACCCGCAAGGUGUCUGCUCAGACAUGGCGAUUCAACAGAAGAAUCAAUUUCUCAUUCAAGAAGUCCUUUCGGUCCGCUAGCUCCUGGACAACGAGAUAGCCGACGACGAGCAAUGAUUCGACGAGAAUCACGUGUUCGCGAAGGUCUAAUGAUGUGUGAGGAAGGGCAACAACAAAAACGGCAGUCUAUAAGUGCGGCAAAGGAUUCUUCCCGUGUAGUAACUGGACAACAAAGAGCACCAAAAUUAGGUGAUACUUCUCGCACCUUUUCACUCAAUACAACAGCCACAACACUAAUUUCCAAUUCAUCAUUCUCUAACGGGCAAUGUUCGGCUAUUACCAGACGACGUCCACGCUUAAAUGACGACAGGGAUCUUAUGGAAGUAGAUUCUAAAGAAGAGGAGGAGGACCAAGAAGAGUCGAAUGAAGUAGGGGAGAGAAGAAAUUCGUUGUUAAUUUGUAAUGAAAAUAAUGAAUAA